This is a messenger RNA of Penicillium angulare, 1002 nucleotides long. RefSeq lists its product as uncharacterized. The transcript has a single exon. The record is from RefSeq and is a predicted model, not a curated record. Lineage: Eukaryota; Fungi; Ascomycota; Eurotiomycetes; Eurotiales; Aspergillaceae. The coding region runs from base 1 to 1002 and encodes 333 amino acids.
AUGGAGGUAUUUGAGGUCUUUAUUAGAGACAUGUCAGGCCCAGUAGUUGGAGUGUCUGAUUCGGAAGAUCAUGAUGAGAACCAUAAGACUAUAGCUACAGGCGAUGCAGCACAACCAGACGCCACGAAUUAUGGGGAUCCUCAGAACACAAAUCCUUCGUUUUCUUAUACGAACACCGAAAGCCUGGUUUCAUCGACAACAUCAUCUACAGACUCAGGAAUCACCCCUGCUGUUAUCCCCUCUUCUAUUACAGCGGACGCCGCUUCAGCAUCAUCCGCCUCAUCAUCGACAUCAGAUAUCCCAACAAUCACAGCUUCCGCCACAAAUGGAACCUCCAUCAAUUCCUCCGGGUCCUCCUCCUCUUCCGGUGGAGGAACCUCAACAAAAACAAAACUAGCAAUUGCUAUCCCCGUCGCAGUCGUCGGUGCCAUAAUUAUCAUGGCGAUUGUAUUCUUCUUCCUACGACGACGCCGCCGUCGCCGCCAAGCUCCCAUGACACCUACAUACGAAGUCGCCAAGAAUCAAGAUACCCUCCUCUCAACCUCUCAGCUUAUGGCCGCUACUCUCGCUAAGCAACAAAAACCCGAACAAGCAUCAGGAUCAAUGCCCCGUUUUCCCAUGUUGGAUGUACCAGAUAGUCGAGAUGGAGAUAUUAGUCCUGGCAGCUCGGGACAGAUGUCGCAGAAUGAAUCAUCGCAUGGAGAAAUGGGCUUUGGAAUGGCUGUUGCGAAGGAUCAGAGGCCUGAUGCUACGGAGCAGGAGUUAAGGCAUAUAAGUCGUUCUGCCUCGCCGGCUAAUGCGGUUGGUACACAGAUACAUUUACCUCUUGGUGGGGAUGAGAAUGAACAUACGCGGAUUAGGGACGAUGAUGAUGUUUCUGUUGUGUCGGAUUAUCAUGGACAGAGGGGUCAGCAUGAGCAUGAUUAUGAUGAUUUGUCUUCUGUUUCGUCUUUUGAAGGUGAUACCCCACGGGCGGAUGAUCAUCAGCACCCUUUCCGAUGA